Messenger RNA from Acanthoscelides obtectus, 252 nucleotides. Lineage: Eukaryota; Metazoa; Arthropoda; Insecta; Coleoptera; Chrysomelidae. The record is from the annotation of a GenBank genome assembly.
AUGUCCAUAGAUAAUAUUGUCAGUGGUUUCCGAGCUACUGGAAUCUAUCCUUCCAAUAAGGAGGUGAUUCCUUUGUAUGCUUAUGCUCCCAGUUUACCAACAUACCGUCCACCUGAAACGACGACAGCGCAAAAUACUGAAAACAAUAUCCAGGAAUGGGAAGCGGAAGAUUAUAUUCCUUUAGCAUUAUUACAAGCUACAGCUAGGAAAAUAGAACAGAUAAGGCUUCCAAUUCAUUUACACAACACUUGA